CAAUAAGGUUCCUCCUUUUAAAAGACAAAACAGCUGAAGCUAGGAAAACAUUGAUGACAAUUGCCAAGACAAAUAGACGUGAAUACCCGCCUGGCGAGACUCUUGAUGGUUUGGUGUUUACUAAAGAACAAAGAAAAGGAAACUUUUUUGAUUUAAUCAGAACCAGAAAGAUGUUGCACAUAACAGUUUCUGUAUUUUUUAUUUCGCUCACAGCAACUGUGGUAUACUUGGCAGUCACCAUUACUUCACCAUCUCUUGGUGGGAAUAUGUACCUCAAUGUAUUUAUCAUGGGUAUUAUUGAGAUCCCUGCUAAUUUCAUUUGUAUGGUGGUUAUUAAAAGGUUGGGCAGAAGGAAAGUGAUUGCAAUUAGUUUGAUUGUUGCUGCAACUGGUGCAGUUCUUGUAAUACUCCUUACAAGGUACGAUCCAGGAAGUUACCAAGGUUUUGCAAUAGGUAGGGUCUCAACAUCAGCACUAGCAAAGAUGGCAGUUUCAGUUGCAUACAUCACUGUGACCAUGUUUGCUUCGGAGUGCUACCCAUCAGUCAUAAGGGGUACAGGUUUUGCAGUCUCCAAUGCAGGAGUUGAUAUUGGUGGUAUUAUUACUCCUUUUAUCAUAAAAUUGGAUCACAUUAGUCCAUUGAUUCCAUAUGGUUUUAUUGCUGGGGCUGCACUACUUUCUGGGAUUUUAUGUUUAACUUUGAAAGAAACUGGUGACAAACCAACCAGGGAAACACUAAAUGACAAAGACUGGACAGAAUCAUGUCUGGCUGAUACAACUGAAGGGGAAUUCUCUGAUGAGAUUAGAGAAACAGAUGUAUAGGAAAUUAUUUAAAUUAAUAUAAAUGUACAGGGUAUAAUUAACUUAUAUUAGCAGUUUUUUAAAGUUUAAAUCAAAAAUUAUUAGUACAUAAUAUUUAAUAGGGCAAGGAACAGCAGAUUUAGUAAUUUUUUUUAGUUUACCUUAAAAAUUAAACUAGUCGCUUACUCUGUCCAUAAAAUUAAAUCGCAUUACAUAAUAUAAGUUCUUAUUAAAUUUAUGACUAUUUGUUCAUUCUUAGAUAAUUAUUGUUUACAUCUCAUAUUUUGGUACGAAGACUGUUCAAGUUCAGGGAUAGUGACCAAAUAUAAUGUUAGGAAGUAACUAUUUAGAUAAUUAUUAUUUCAUGGACAUUGUGAAAUCACAAUUUUUAA
Exaiptasia diaphana is the source of this 1192-nucleotide messenger RNA. RefSeq names its product solute carrier family 22 member 15. Gene Ontology annotation, molecular function: transmembrane transporter activity. Bases 54 to 821 code for a protein of 255 amino acids. The transcript is spliced from 6 exons. Gene Ontology annotation, biological process: transmembrane transport. The record is from RefSeq and is a predicted model, not a curated record. Lineage: Eukaryota; Metazoa; Cnidaria; Anthozoa; Actiniaria; Aiptasiidae.